AUGCGAUCGGUCUCGUGGAUCGCCCUUCUGGGUGCUAUCCCAGUAAUAACGGCUCAAUUUGUUACAGCUCCUAAAGGCCUUAUCGAAAAGAAGGGUUAUUUGGACAUUCCGGUGCGAUACAAGGAAGUACCAACAGGGAUCUGCGAGACGAACCCCAAUACAAAGAGCUUCUCUGGUUAUGUGGACGUUGCGGAGGACCAGCACCUUUUUUUCUGGUUCUUUGAAGCACGCAAUCAGAACCCCGAGACUGCGCCAUUGACCGUAUGGAUUAAUGGAGGCCCCGGUUCAUCUUCUAUGAUCGGCUUGUUCCAAGAGAACGGACCAUGCGGUGUCGACUCUAAUGGAAAGGUGUACAACAACCCACACUCGUGGAACAAUGUAAGCAACAUGCUCUACAUUGACCAACCGACUCAAGUGGGCUUUUCGUAUAGUAUCCCAGUUCCAGGAUAUCUUGACCCAAACACCGGCGAUGUGAUCGUUUUGCCUUCCAACUCGUGCCCUGACUACGCAGCUGACUGGUCAUGCGGCACAUACCCUUAUGGCAAUGCCAGUCUCACGGCGAACAGCACAGCAAAUGCGGCGCCAUACUUUUAUCGUGCAUUGCAGGGCUUCAUGGGAGCCUUCCCACAGUACUCUCGCCGGUCGUUCCACUUUACUACGGAGAGUUACGGUGGUCAUUAUGGACCUGUCUUCAACGAGUACAUUGAGGAGCAGAACAAACAUCUGCAGCGGGGUGCAAAGAAGAUUUCUCUCGAAUCAGUCUUGAUCGGAAACGGCUGGUACGAACCGAUUGUUCAGUAUGAGUCGUGCUACAAUUUCACCGUCUUUCCUGGAAACACUUAUGACUAUCUCCCCUACAACGACUCGGUCGCUUCAUUGUUGUACAACAACCUCUGGGGUCCAGGAAACUGUAUCGACCAGCUUAAGGACUGCGCAGCACGUGGCAUCAACGAGAUCUGUAGCAUCGCUGAUAACUUCUGCGCCAAUCACGUUGAAAACAUUUACGAUAUCUAUCUCGGUCGAGACGAGUACGAUUUCCGUGAACUGGUGCCGGACCGAUUCCCGUAUGAGUUCUACGUCGAGUACCUCAAUACCCCUGAAGUACAGGCUGCUAUUGGCGCUUACGUUAACUUCACUGAGGGCAGUCAAUCGGUCGGGAACGCGUUCUCGACUACUGGUGACGAUGGGCGCAGUGUCAAUGCUAUCGAGGAUAUCAGAGAUUUAAUUGCCCAGGAUGUCAGUGUAGUCAUGUACGCAGGUGAUGCUGACUACAUCUGCAACUGGCUCGGUGGUCAGGAGGUCGCCUCAAUGGUGGACGCUCCUGGCUACGGCAGCGCGGGAUACGUUAACAUUACUACUGAUGACAAUGUCGUACAUGGACAAGUACGGCAAGCCGGCAAGUUUGCAUUCGUACGAAUCUACGAAAGUGGUCAUGAGGUGCCAUUCUACCAACCAGUGGUUGCUCUAAGCAUGUUUGAGCGUGUCAUCAAUGGGCAUGAUGUUGCCACUGGCAAGGUUAAAGUGAACUCGAAAUAUAGAACCGUCGGACCUGCUGAGAGCACUUAUAGAGAGGGUAACUCUACUGUUCAGUGGGAGGUGCUUGACCCAAGUGCGACCUACAACACUACCACAAACAGGCCGAAUCCUGUGGCGCAGUCGAUGAGAAGAAGCGCACAUCAAAAUGCUCGACGCUUCAAGCCAUGA
Talaromyces marneffei is the source of this 1704-nucleotide messenger RNA. RefSeq lists its product as uncharacterized. The transcript has 3 exons. Gene Ontology annotation, cellular component: fungal-type vacuole. Gene Ontology annotation, molecular function: serine-type carboxypeptidase activity. The record is from RefSeq and is a predicted model, not a curated record. Lineage: Eukaryota; Fungi; Ascomycota; Eurotiomycetes; Eurotiales; Trichocomaceae. Gene Ontology annotation, biological process: proteolysis. Bases 1 to 1704 code for a protein of 567 amino acids.